Molecule: messenger RNA, 2976 nt
Organism: Pongo pygmaeus (Bornean orangutan)
Lineage: Eukaryota; Metazoa; Chordata; Mammalia; Primates; Hominidae
Product: small ribosomal subunit protein uS19-like
Exons: 1
Coding region: 1-435 (144 amino acids)
Biological process (GO): translation; ribosomal small subunit assembly
Cellular component (GO): cytosolic small ribosomal subunit; ribosome
Molecular function (GO): structural constituent of ribosome; RNA binding
Source: RefSeq, a predicted model, not a curated record
AUGGCCGAGGUAGAGCAGAAGAAGCGGACCUUCCGCAAAUUCACCUACCGCGGCGCAGACUUGGACCAGCUGCUGCACAUGUCCUGCGAGCAGCUGACGCAGCUGUACAGUGCGCGACAGCAGCGGCAACUGAACCCGGGCCUGCGGCGGAAACAGCACUCGCUGCUGAAGCGCCUGCGCAAGGCCAAGAAGGAGGCACCGCCCAUGGAGAAGCCGGAAGUGGUGAAGACGCACCUGCGGGACAGGAUCAUCCUGCCCAAGAUGGUGGGCAGCACGGUGAGCGUCUACAACGGCAAGACCUUCAACCAGGUGGAGAUCAAGCCGGAGAUGAUCGGCCACUACCUGGGCGAGUUCUCCAUCACCCACAAGCCGGUGAAGCACUGCCGGCCCGGCAUCGGGGCCACCCACUCCUCCCGCUUCAUCCCCCUGAAGUAGUGGCUCAGCUAAUAAAGGCACACAUAUCUCCAAAAAAAAAAAAAAGGAAGUUAAAUGGAUGGUUUUGCCGGGGACUCACUGCAAACACCUACAACAUUUCAAGGAACCAGACCCUUCAAUAGUGCUGGAUAGGUGAUGGUAAUGCCAACCUACACGUGUUGGAGUUUUCAACAAUGCUGUGCCAUAAGCUCAUGAGAAGUUAUAGUCUGACAAUGAUGAUAGACUUGAAUUCUGGAAUCUUGGGCAGUCUGUUCCAGAAAUGAACACACUGGUACUUUCAUUUCAAAGUAUGAAGAAAGAUAAACCACAUAUAGGAACAGCACAAGAUUCCUAACAGGUUCUGUUGAACUUAAAUUGCUUUAAAGAUUUUUUUGCAUUAUCUGAAGAGGUAAGUCCAGUAAAAUUAUCUAACUCUUCAAAAAGUCAUUACAUUUAACUAUGGUGAUAAUGAGUCAAAUUUAAAAAUCACUUCUUUUCCUGAAAGAAUCACCAGGUUUUGGUUUUGAGAACUCUGAAGGCAAGAAGAGGGAUAUCCGAUCCAGACCGGAAAGCAUUGAACCAGCCUUCUCACUCCAUCUUCCUACACAUAAAACAGAACAAAAUAAACUAUUGUCAUAACUCCACACAAUUAUAUUAAGAGACUAAAAAGUAGCCUCAAAAAUGGCUGGUGAUGUUCAAGUAAUCUACAAAUAUCAGGUUUUAACACAUUAAGUAGGAAACAAAAGAUGGUGAGUGGUAAAGUUGCUUUGGUUAAACUACUUCCUCAACUUGCCAUGUGACUUUAAGCAAGUUACAAGGCGUCUCUGUCUCAGCUGCCUCACGUGAAAAACGAGGAUCUCAGUCCUUAACUCACUAAACUGUCAGAUUUUAAUUACAACAGUGCCUGGCAAAUAAUCAUUUAUUAAGACUUAUUUUUUAAAUGAUUCCUAUGAGGGCCUCCGGAAUCAAACCCUUUCUAAGCAGCAGGAAGGGAAUAAAAUCCACAUUUAUAUGACUAUUGUCUAUUAAGAAUCUAAAUAAGAAUCAUCUUACUUUUUAGGGGUUGCCUUACCCCAAAUAUUCUACAACUUCUGAGUUUUCUUUUUUUUUUUUUUCUUUUUGAGACAGGGUCUCACUGUGUCACCUAGGCUGGGGUGCAGUGGCCCAAUCACAGCUCACUACAGCCCUGACUUCCCAGGCUCAUGUGAUCCAAGUGAUCUUCCUGCCUCAGCCUCCCUAUUAGCUAAGUUCACAAGCAUGCACCACCACACCCGGCUUUUUUUUUUUGUAGAGAGGAGGUUUCACCAUGUUGCCCAGGCUUGUCUUGAACUCCUGUGCUCAAGGGAUCCACCCACUUCCGCCUCCCAACGUGCUAGGAUUACAGGGGUGAACCACCUUGAUGGUCUGAGUUUCAAUUAUAAAUAUGACACUGGGCUGGCUGGGUCAGGCAUCUAGAAAGUGCACUAACAUUGGAAGAAAGGCUGAUCAGGACUCUAGUUCCUGUUCUGCUACCAAUUAGCUGUGUGACCUUUAGUAAGUUAAGAAUCCUCCCAAGGCAUUCUAUACAACCGAGAGGGGUGGGAGAAGAGACAGUGAGGAACUAGAUUUCUAAGGUAGCCAUUAAAAUCCUGCUAAACCUAAACGGACAAUUUUACAGGAUUCUUAAGAUUAUCUUUCUUAUAACGGAAGGACAGGCCAGAAAAGAUAGCUGUUAAAGUCAAUUGACAAAGUUAAAUCAUAUUAAUGUCCUUUGUGAGCUCCAUGAAUGCAGAAAUGGUAUGUUAUUUAUCUGUAUGAUCCAGUCUACUGGCACAUAGUACCUACUCAAAAUGCUGGUGUGCUAAACUGUACGUUCGUAUUUGGGAAUCAACUGCAGUUUUAUUGGAGCUUUCUUUAUAGAAGUUAUUUCUCGAUAUAUUUCUUCCCCUGUUGCAUCGUACACUUUACCUGUCCCCCAUUUAAUUCUCGCAUUAAAAUAGUGAGAUAGGCACUAUCAUUUGCAUAUCAGGAAAUUUAAGUCCAGGCUACCUGGCUCUUAGCUGGAGAACAGAUUCCAACCGAGGUCUACCUUGCCUGAAAAAUCUGUGCUCUUAGCAGGGCGCGGUGGCUUAUGCCUGUAAUCCCAACACUUUGCGAGGCCGAGGUGGUCGGAUCACAACGUCAGGAGUUCCAGACCUGCCUGGCCAACAUGGCGAAACCCCGUCUCUACUAAAAAUACAAAAAUUAGCUGGGCGUGGUGGCGCAUGCCUGUAAUUCCAGCUACUCGGGAGGCUGAGGCAGGAGAAUCGCUUGAAUCCCGGAGGCGGGAGGUUGCAGUGAGCAGCACUCCAGCCUGGGUGACAGAGCGAGGCUCCAUCUCACAAAAAAAGAAAAAAGAAAAAUCUGUGCUCUUAACUACCCUGAUUUUCACCUCCCGUAAACACUUGGCAAAUACAUGUUGAUAAGAAAAGAUAAGAGACAUAAAGACGUAUCAGCAUUCAGCUCCAUGUAAUGUUAUGAUAAUAAAAACAUUUAUUUGGGAUGAUACGGUCUGCUGAGAUCAGAGCUGUGAUCCUCUUUUCU